AUGACUACUCUUCGGGUGUUACUGCACGUAGCAGCACAGCGAGACUACGAGCUGCACUCCCUUGACUUCUCUACUGCGUUUCUCCAGGGCCGACUACACGAGGAGAUCUGGCUGCGCCGCCCUCCUGGCUUCACUGACACCUUCCCACCUGGGACCCAGUGGAGCCUGAGACGGCCAGUCUACGGUCUCCGCCAGUCGCCCCGUGAGUGGCACGACACUCUUCGCUCCACGCUUCGUGACCUUGGGUUUUGUCCUUCCUCUGCCGACCCGUCACUGUUUGUUCGCACUGGUUCCACUCAUUUCUUUAUACUAGUGUGCGUCGACGACUUUGUCUUUGCCACAGCAGACAGGGCAGCUCUGGCUCAGAUCACCAGGGACAGAGCCGCUCGCACCAUCACACUGACUCAGUCACACAUGGUGCAGCAGGUCCUUCGGCGGUUCGACUUCCAGUUCUCCACCACACAGCCCACACCUCUUGCUGUUGACCAUAGAUUCACUGGCCCCUUUCCCGACGAGUCUUUUGAGUCCAGUGGUCCCUACGCAGAGCUGGUGGGCUGCCUCAUGUACCUGAUGACUUGUACUCGGCCGGACCUCGCCUUUCCCCUCAGCAUACUUUCUCGCUUUGUUGCGACUGGGAGACAGCGUCCUGUCCACUGGACAGCUGCUGUGAGGGUGGCGAAAUACCUGGCGACUACAUCAGGCGUGGGGCUUGUGCUUGGAGGGACUCAGCCAGUGGCGUUGACUGGUCACUCCGACUCUUCCUACGCUGACGGCGUGGAGACUCAGCGCUGGACUCAGGGUUACUGCUUCAGUCUGGGUGCUGGUGCUGUGCCGUCGAGGUCUACACGGUCGUCGUCUGUGGCUACUUCCAGUGCAAAGGCAGAGAUCUACGCUGGUGCCAUGGCGGCACAAGAGCUUCGCUGGUUGACCUUCUUGCUCGCCGACCUUGGUGAGCGGCCUCGCUCUGCACCGACCUUGUACGCUGGCAACAAGGCCAUGAUCCUCCUCUGUCGAGAGCCUCGACUGAAGAGCAGAGUGAAGCAUAUUGACGUGAGGUACUUCCUCCUGCGAGAGCUGCAGCGACGCGACCAGGCACGCCUGGACUUUGUGGCCUCAAAGGCCAACACUGCAUACGUUUUCACCAAGGCCCUGACGCUAGGUGACCACACAGGUUCUGUGUGCAGUUGGGGCUUGUUGAGGUAG
Closterium sp. Naga37s-1 is the source of this 1203-nucleotide messenger RNA. The record is from the annotation of a GenBank genome assembly. Lineage: Eukaryota; Viridiplantae; Streptophyta; Zygnematophyceae; Desmidiales; Closteriaceae.